UGUUUUAGGGUUUGCUGUUCGUUUGUGCGCGAGAGAGACGAAUGACUCUGUUGUGGGAGAAUGUGAAGCUUGUCCAUGGGGACACACAUACACACCGAGGCCUUCAAGCUUUCGGAUGCGACGCUUGCGGGCGACGUGCGACAAGAUAGGAGCGGCGAUGCAUGGCAAGUGCGAGUGGGCGGGGCGAGGACAGGCGAAGAAGAAGAAGCUUGAACCCACCCGACCCCACCAAAGCAAAGCAAAGCCAGGUGCUACAGCGAGAGUGGGACAGGGAGGGAGGAAGGAAUUGUCGCCGAACAAAUGCGAAGGGCAUCAUCGCUUUCUGCUGCUGCUGCUGAAUCACAGACCCGUCGCGUCCCACACCCUUCCGCAUCGCACUCAAACUUCUUACCCCCUCUUUGCGCUUUCAAAGCCCCCCCCGAUCAUGCAUCGCCUUAACCACUUUUGAUUCAAUCUCUGGAGAGGAAACAUUGCUCACAACUUUCGCCAAACGGGCCGCACUCAUCCCCAUCUUGCAGCUUGCAGCCAUCUGCUGCUGCUUCGGUCGCCCUGACAUCCGCUGUGGCCCUACGACGCCAACAUGAUUUUUCCCCUCCUGGCUGGGGCUCGCUCACCCUACCGUAGAUGCUACUACUUGUCCUUAUGGCAAUCAAUCAUGCGAGGUCGUCUACUGCUACUGCUAGGGAGGUGGGGGUUGCGACUUGUAGGUGUCAUACUGUAUGCAAGGAAGGACUCAUUCGUACCCACAAUUGGGGUGGGGCUGGAAUCGAUCUACAGAGUCCUUACUGACACACAGUGCAUGCGGCGCUUUCCUUCGACUUCACUCCCCCCUGCUUGUUGUUACCUUCCUUGGACGUUAUCAUUUGAUUCCUAAAUCAUUGAGCUGUCUCUGCACUGUGGGAGAGGGAUCUGGGUUUCCCUUCAUGUGGGGUGAAGACGUAACUGCCCUUGAAUCGCGCUAGAGGUUUGGCAGGCGCGCUCGAGAAGGUGAAUAAUCCAUGGCAUCGAUUUCAUGGUUGGAUGGCGGAAUGUCCUGCUGAUCCGGCGAAGGCUGCGGUUUUUCAUGAAAAAGUAAUUUCCCUAUGUACUCGCGAAGGGGUCGCUACGUGAUUCAUGAAUUCCUCCUGGGUAUUUUGAAAUUAAAAUCUCAUCAUAAUGUCUCCGCGCUCAUUGCUCACAGACGAUGCUUCAGCCGUUCUUGGGGUGUGAAGCUUAGCCUCGUGGUCCUCGUGGGAGAUCAGAAUAGGUACUUGUAGAAGCCAGCUGUUGAAGAACUGAGACAUUCUGAUGAAUUUGCACUUGCCGAUUCUUGCAACUCCACAAGAGCGUAAUCAACCCAAAGAGUAAAAAUAAGUGGUUGACCUGUUCAAUCCUCGAGUGGUGGAGAAAUUACGUCGAUUGUGGUUUCUUAAAACGAUUGAUAGAGGCCUGUUCAUCUUGAAUAGAAAUUUUUUUUGGCUGUUCCUGAGGAGAAGGGCUGAUCUGCUGCUGGAAAAAGGUCGUCAUGUCGGUUUCAGAGAAGAAGCCUGUCAUCUCUGAUGCGGGCGCAUGGGCCAUGAAUGUAAUCAGCUCUGUUGGAAUCAUCAUGGCUAACAAGCAGGUCAUGUCGGCAGCUGGCUAUGACUUUCGGUUUGCGACAACCUUGACAGCCUUUCACUUCACAGUGACAUCAGCUGUAGGGUACAUAGGAGCCGCACUAGGCUAUGUUCCGCAGAAGCAGAUUCCUAUUUGGGAUUUAUUUCUUUUCUCAUUAGUCUCAAAUACUUCCAUCGUUAGUAUGAACCUCAGCCUCAUGCUCAACUCUGUGGGCUUCUAUCAGAUUUCCAAGUUGAGUAUGAUACCAGUGGUGUGUCUCUUGGAAUGGUUCUUGCAUAGUAAGACAUACACACGGGAAGUGAAGAUUGCUGUGUUCGUUACCAUGAUGGGUGUUGGGGUAUGCACCGUCACGGAUGUGCACAUGAACUUCACAGGCUUACUAGCAGCUGCAAUUGCUGUUAUCACUACGUCAUUGCAACAGAUCUUCAUUGGACAACUGCAAAAAAAGCAUAAUUGUGGUUCGUUUGAGCUGUUGAGCAAGACCGCUCCCAUCCAAGCAGCUUCCCUCUUAGCCUUGGGACCGUUUGUAGACUAUAUGCUGAUCGGACGAAGCGUUUUCUCUUACAAGCUCACACUAGGAGCCCUUUUCUUUAUAUCUCUUUCGUGCUUACUGGCGGUGCUUUGUAACAUGAGUCAAUACCUCUGCAUUGGACGAUUUUCUGCAGUUUCCUUUCAGGUUCUUGGGCACAUGAAAACAAUAGCUGUCUUGACCUUGGGGUGGCUCGUCUUUGACUCAAUUCUGACUUUCAAGAACAUGCUGGGUAUGGCUCUAGCAGUAAUUGGUAUGGUGAUCUACAGCUGGGCUGUCGAGGUUGCAAAACAGCUAGCUGCAAAGGCCGCUUCCCUGCCUCAGAUCAGGGAUCUCUCAGAGGAAGAUAUUUCUCUGCUCAAAAGUGGGCUUGAGCAGGAGCGCAUCAAGUUGGACAUAGAGCUCACCGUUGAAGGAUCCAAAUGAAGAAUAAUUACAGACUCUGGUGCCAAGGUUCUGAAUUCUUAUGCAUCACCUCACAGAUGAGAACUGUUUAAGUGAUGAAGAAGCUUCCUCAUUCUCUACGCAGCUUAUUACCGUACAGUCUCUCUUACUUUUGCUCUUUUUUGCGCACGGAUGCAUUUGAUCCGACCGUGCUAUGUCACUCCUCGCAGCUAUCACUGAAACUGAAAUUGACGAAAGAUUUUCGAGGGUUAUGGGCCUAUAUACUCAACCCGAGUUCAAUGUGAGGAGAGCAGCUUGAGCAUCAACAGACAGCCCUGCAACUUAUAUCAGAUGGAAUAUGCAUGGUCUUCCAACUUCUGAUGUAACUUCAGAUAUGAAAUGGCCUUGUGUGGCCACCUGUUUGCAACUGGUUGGAGGCUUAACUUCGGGUCUCCUCUUUCCUCUCAAUCCCACUGUAGCCCCCAUCGACCUUGUUUGUUAACUGGCUCUGUGCAGUCAGGAUCCUUGUCGAAUGACUAGCUAAAGAGGUAUCUACUAUGUAAAGCAAAUGGACUAAAUAUACAACGAGAAAAAUAGAUUUCAAUAGAGUAUUUAUAAUGAGGAAGUUUAAUAUUCACUGUAUUUUUUUCACUUCAUGUGUAGUCUUUUUUUGUAAAUCUUAGAAUCGUAGUACUCUCUGAUAAGCAAGGAAAGAUGGGAAAAUUUGGGGUUACUGUCGCACGACAACAUUCAGGGAAUUUCAGCGUAAUAAAGCUCAAAGUUAUCAAUUA
This is a messenger RNA of Physcomitrium patens, 3300 nucleotides long. RefSeq names its product UDP-rhamnose/UDP-galactose transporter 1. NCBI's taxonomy places the organism in Eukaryota, Viridiplantae, Streptophyta, Bryopsida, Funariales, Funariaceae. The record is from RefSeq and is a predicted model, not a curated record.